CGCCACGAUUUCCCAAUACUUGUGCGGAGCCGCGCGACCGGCACGCGCUUUUGGACGCGACACCGAUUCGGUUCUCUCCCGUGUCGCAAUAAUAAUAAUAAUAAUAAUAAGUAAUUCGUCGUCGUCUCGUCUGUGCGGUGUGACGCGUGAGUCGUGUACCGGCACGCAGUGUACGUUGUUAGGUAGCCGCGACGGCUCCGCGUGCGCGUUCGACGUGGUACUAACCGCGAUUCUGGUACCUAUCUCAACACGUUUACGUUACCCGACCGUUACGGAAUAACGUUACCGUUUGAGUUUUUCGCCGAUUUCUCAUACCUCCUCCCCCCACCCCGUAUCAACGUUUUUGUUCCGUUCGUCAAUCUCGUUUCGGUAACGGACAAACGACACGGUCUCCGAGAAAAACCGCUGCACCCAUAAUACCCGUUGUCCAUAUACUCCUCACCGGUCGUUUUAAUAAUAGUCUAACGGUACGUACACACUCAUCUUUGCCGGGGAUCCGCGGAAAAUGAACAGAAACGCGCGAAAGAAUACGGACCCCAAAGGGUUGGUCAAAAACGAAACGCCGGACGAAGAGAUCAAAGAGUAUGUAAAAACGACAAUGAAUGAAAUGCUCGGCUGGUAUGGAUAUGAUAAAAUUAAUUCUAAAGACUGUUCGCUACAAAGUAUGAAUCUAGUUAAAAUCAGAGAAAAAUAUAGAGAUCGAUCCAAAAGCACAGAAUCAGACACUUCAUCGGACGAAUACAACUGUCCGCAAUCACCGACAACAGUGCCGAAUUCAUCAGUUCAACAAAUGAUGUGCGGAUGGUGUGACAUAACACUAGAGACCAAAGCAUUAACAUUCCGCACGGCAGAAUCUGAUAAUGAAAAAGUGUUCUGUUCUGAACAAUGUUUCUCGCAGUACCGUCGAGCGAACUUCAAGCGAAAUAAAACGUGCGACUGGUGCAGACAUCUGAGACACACGGUCAACUGUGUGGACUUCCAAGACGGCGAUCAUCAACUACAAUUCUGCAGUGAUAAGUGUUUAAACCAGUAUAAAAUGAACAUAUUUUGUAAAGAAACUCAAGCACAGUUGGAGCUUCACCCUCAUCUACAGAACGCGUUACUACCAGAAAACCUUUACAAAACCUUGGAGCCCAGCUUGCCACUUAUUACACCUGACUUGUGGCUACGUGAUUGUCAUUCACCACCACUUGCAGACCGGUCACAGUCUCCCCAAAGGCCACAUUCCCCUUCUACACCAGGCCCAGCAGUUCCUCAGCUACGAGUGUCUAAUAAACUUUUUGACCGCCAAUCUCGAAAACGAAAAAGAACCACGGCCGAAGAUGUACCACCCCAUGUUUAUCCUCAGUUUCCAUCGCAUACACCGGUUUACUGUACUCCGCCACCACUAUGUGAACCGGCGUUCACACAAUCUCAAACAUCAAAUAAUAAUACACCAAGCAGUAAUGCAUCACCACCACCACUCUACCCGUUAAACUUGCCACCAUCACUGUUGCCACCACCCAUGAUUUUAGUGCCAUAUCCAAUUAUGCUACCAAUACCAAUACCUAUUCCAAUACCUAUACCUUUACCAUUUUUACAAAAACAGUGCGAUAGUAACAGUAACGAAGAAAAAAAAUGAUAAAAAAACAUAAUAACUGUGUACAUUAUGAAAUAGAGGUUAAAAUAUUGGAAUAUCAGGAACAAAUUAAUAUAAACAAUAUAAUUAUAUGUAUUACUAUAUGUCAGUAUAAAUUGUAAU
This is a messenger RNA of Sipha flava (yellow sugarcane aphid), 1741 nucleotides long. It is a transcript of the gene Sobp, whose product is annotated as sine oculis-binding protein homolog. The transcript has 4 exons. Bases 506 to 1621 code for a protein of 371 amino acids. Gene Ontology annotation, biological process: animal organ development. The record is from RefSeq and is a predicted model, not a curated record. Lineage: Eukaryota; Metazoa; Arthropoda; Insecta; Hemiptera; Aphididae. Gene Ontology annotation, cellular component: nucleus.